AUGAAGUUCGGUGACAGCGCGUCUGCGGCGAUUCCCGAGGCAGAGUCUCUCGCAGUCGGCCCGAGUGCGAAAGCUAUUCAGCUUGGAGUUGCAAGCACUCCAACCACUCCAAUCGCAACGACCAAGAAGGUGGUUGUAGACGUAAUUUGGACGGUAGUACCAACAAUUCGCCGUCUGGAGUUGUGGCCUACAAAUCGGGGGCACUUCUGCAAUGGAAUUAGCCACACAGUUAUUAUUCCUCACGAAACCUUGGAAAUUCUUGGAAAUUAA
This is a messenger RNA of Rodentolepis nana, 270 nucleotides long. The record is from the annotation of a GenBank genome assembly. NCBI's taxonomy places the organism in Eukaryota, Metazoa, Platyhelminthes, Cestoda, Cyclophyllidea, Hymenolepididae.